UAAUAAUACUUAUCUAUACUUUUUGGCGUGAUUUAGUAUGAAUUUUAAACAAUGAUAUACAAAUCAAAAUUAAUCUAAAAAAAUCGAUGACGGGGUUUGACUCUUAAUUCUGCACGUGAUCUUUCCAAACCCCGCGGAAGAUGUGGUCUUGUAUAAAUCCUUAAUAUUCGAUACCCCCACCAUCAACAGUUUAUUUCUACUAUACUGAUGGGGUUAGUUUCACAACAAGUGUAUUGAUUACUUAAUAAUUCAUUCCGAUUAAAUAGUUAAAAAUCCUAUUUUUUUUUAGUUGUGCCUCGGGUUUUAUUAGGAGUAAUGUCUAUUAUUAUUGAUACUCUGAAACUGAGUAGAAAGCAUGCCAGUAGAGCAUGUUUGGAAUGUCGUAGAAGACAUUUUAAAUGUGAUAGUGCAGAACCUGUUUGUGGAAGAUGUAAUAAAGCAGGACGAGAAUGUAUAUAUGUUGAAAGUCAUAGAGGUGGUUCAAGGAAAAAGGGAGUUUCAAAGAAAGGACAAGUAACAGUAUCAGAAGGUCCUGCAAUUAAUACAGCUGAUAUUGAAGAAUUCCCAUUCAUGAAAAAUGUCAAAGAUCUUCAUUUAAUUAGGAAAAAAGAGAGUCAUAUACGUGAUAAUGGAGAAAUGUUACAAGAAAUAUAUAAUUUACCUUGUGCUAAAGAUAAUAGUAGAUGUGAUGGAUCCAGUUGUCCUGGAAAGAAAGCUGUUGAAUAUUUUAGAAAGAGAACUGAGGGUCCAUUAAGUACAAAAGAACAAGAAAUGAUAACUAAUUUAAGAAAGAAAGUAAAAUUAGAUAAUAAUAUUGGUGAAUUAGAUUGUAUAUUUGCUAAUAGAGAAAAUGGUCAUGAACCAGAAUCAAUAGAAGAACUUGAAAGUGUACUUAAAGUUCAUUCAUUAAAUAAUUUUAUUGAUACAUCAACUCUUGAUACAGAAGAUAUUCUUAAAAAAUAUUAUGAAAAAUUUCAUUGGUCACAUCCUUUAUUACCUCCUAAGGAUGAAAUUAAUCAAUUUUUCAGUCAACUGUCAAUUAUUGCAGAAAUACUACCUGUAAUGAAAAUAGUUACUGAUGGAUAUACCAAGACUAUAUUUUCAAAAAAGAUUGAUUUAGUAUCAGAUAGAAUAACUCAAUGUAUUCGAAUAAUUAAAGAUAAUGAUUAUAAUGAUAUAGUAUCAAUUCAAUGUCUAAUUUUAUUAUCUAUCAUUGCUCAUAUAUCAUCAAUUCAUAAAUUAAGUAAAACCAUUCGACAUUUAUGCAUAUAUUUAUUAAAGAAGUUACAAAUUGAUUGUUUAGAUAAACCAGAAAAAUCUAAAGUACAAGUUCUAUCACCAGCAUCAGAUAAAACACAAUUAGCUGUAUUAAAUUCUACAAGAUUAGAGCAUUUAUCAGAAAUAAAUAUUGUUGAUAAUGCUCGUAGAUGUUUUUGGGAAUUAUAUUUUUUUGAUGUAAUAAUUGGUUCAGCAGAUGGUAGAACUGUUACAAAGAUGGAUUUAUUAUCUAAGAAUAUUUUUUAUCCAACUGUUCCAAGUAGAGAUACUUUUGAUUAUAAAACUAGAGCGGAAGCAGCAAAAUUGGUAACUGAAGCAGUUAAAUUAAAUAUAGAAGUUCUUGAUAAAUUACCUGUGGAGGCCACUCUAACUAGACUAAAAGCUUCAGUUUCCAAUUUCUCAAUGAGACUUGAAAAUCCAAAGAUGUUUAAUUCACCUUCAUUAAUUCAUCUGAAUGGUAAAAUUAAUGAAGGAGUACAUCAAGCCAUUUUAUUAUUUAAUUAUGCAAAAAUAUUUGUUCAUAGACCAUUUUCAUUUCUUUGGAAGAUAAAUUCACCUCAAAAUCCACGAUGCGGAGGAGAAUCUUCUGAUGAAGAAAAUGGAGAACCUCCAUCUCAAACUGAACUUGAUUCAAGGGCGGUAAUUGAGACUAGAAAAACUAUUGAAGCAGCCAUAUCUAUUGUUCAAGCACUUAUUGAUACAGAUGCAACUAAAGUUCUAGAAAGAACUCCUCUAUUCGCAUGUGCAUUAGCCUUAGCAUCAUUAAUGUUUAUUAGUGCCUAUAUUUGGGUAGAAAAUACUUUAAAUGGUGAUGAUGAAACUGUAAAACAACAUUUAAGUUCAAAGGAUCUUGAUACUUAUGCAGAGUAUAUUACCUUAUCAUUAUCUGCAAUUUAUCCAAUUUCAAAUCAUUGGAUACUAUCAGGGAAAUUAGCUAGACAUAUAAGAGAAUCCUUAGUGACUAUAAGGCCACAACUAUAUUCCAAAUUAAAGGAAAAUUUACCUCAUAUUGAUAUAAAGAUCGAACAACCACCACCUCCACAACCAUUACAAUCACAAUCACGACCAUUAAAGACAGUAGUUGAAGGAAAGGAAUCAGCUUCUGAACCUCCGACAGUUAGUUCAGUACUGAUUCAAUCGUAUUCUCCUGCCAGUGGACCAGUUUCAGAUACAUCACUUACUAAUACAAGUGAAUCUAUUACUGAGACAAUUCCAUUUGAUAAUAAGAGAAAUAAUAGUAUAUUUGAAUAUAGUAGUUUAUUCCAAAAUAGUUUUGAAAAUCAAUUUGAUCCCAUGACAUAUUCCGGUCAAUUAUCUCCAGUAUCUGAUACAGGUUGUGAUUGGAUUGAUAAAGCACUACAAGAUUACUUUGAAGUGGAUAGCUUUAACUAAUGUAAAUAGAUCACGAUUAACAAUACAAGUAUUAUUAUUUAUUUAUUUAUUUAUUAAAACAUAAUACAUAUAAUUAUAUAUGUAGUUGUACAUUAUACAUAUAAUUAUAUAAUUAUUUUUAAAUAUUCGGUUAACUUCACAUAUAAUUCUGCAUAAUCCGAUUUGGUCCGUUGUAC
Scheffersomyces amazonensis is the source of this 2846-nucleotide messenger RNA. It is a transcript of the gene ZCF2, whose product is annotated as Zcf2p. The record is from RefSeq and is a predicted model, not a curated record. The coding region runs from base 316 to 2670 and encodes 784 amino acids. Gene Ontology annotation, biological process: regulation of DNA-templated transcription. Gene Ontology annotation, molecular function: zinc ion binding; DNA-binding transcription factor activity, RNA polymerase II-specific. NCBI's taxonomy places the organism in Eukaryota, Fungi, Ascomycota, Pichiomycetes, Serinales, Debaryomycetaceae. The transcript has a single exon.